Messenger RNA from Megalobrama amblycephala (Wuchang bream), 3876 nucleotides. RefSeq names its product GLIS family zinc finger 2b (gene glis2b). The record is from RefSeq and is a predicted model, not a curated record. Gene Ontology annotation, molecular function: RNA polymerase II cis-regulatory region sequence-specific DNA binding; DNA-binding transcription factor activity, RNA polymerase II-specific. The transcript is spliced from 7 exons. Gene Ontology annotation, cellular component: nucleus. Lineage: Eukaryota; Metazoa; Chordata; Actinopteri; Cypriniformes; Xenocyprididae. Gene Ontology annotation, biological process: smoothened signaling pathway; regulation of transcription by RNA polymerase II. The coding region runs from base 900 to 2375 and encodes 491 amino acids.
GCUGCUGGAGGGGAGUUUGUUUGGACGGGAGCCCAGGACGGCCUCCUCCUCGGCGCUGGAUGGGGCGGAGCAGCACACAUGCGCUGAGCUGGCAGAGUCACAGUCAGUCAGGGCUGAUCCCUCCGCCCGCUGCGCCCGAGGAGAGGAGAGGAGACACGGACAGGCUCGCGUCCGGGGUGCUGGAGACCCACCUCACCGCUCACUGUCUCCAAGGACAACAUUAAGGCCCCAGGACUGAGGAAACCGCGCACCCGACACGGAGACACCAUCCGGACACGAAGCUGAAAAGGGGACGUCUCCUCUCCAUCGUCUUUGCGCACGACCACCCAUUAAAAACCCCUCUGGACCAGCGCCGCCAGCAAGCGAUGCACCUUGAUGUCAAGACAACGAUCACUACGAUCCAUUUUUGUUUGUUUGUUUGUUUUCACUGCAUAAUUCUUGAUCUGUCAUUCCAGGGUCGAUAAAAUAAUAAUAAUAAUAAUAAAACAGUACGGACACUGUUCUUGGUGUUGACACGCAUGCAUUUAACGGGUUUCUGCUUCAUGGGAAUAUUCUCAUGGCCUGAAACUGACAUAAACUAUCGAUCUGUCGCAUUGACUCUGGAUUGAUUGACGCCUUUUCUUCCUCGCAAGUCUUUUCGAACACUGUCAUGUGUGUCCAGACAACAGUCUGAUGCUUUCAGACAGCAGUAGUAGAUUAUUCAACCACUGGUGACAGUGUCUUACAGGUCCUUCUGCAAAAUCUGCUGGGCCUUCCUUAAAAACUGACUCCUUAUUUUGCAAUCCAAAGGAAUUGGAGCACACAUUCCCCCUGGAAAGUUUAAGGUGGAGACCAGUGCCGGGCCAAAAUAUAUCCAGGAGGUUUUACACAAGGUUUCAGGCUCCGGUCCGCAUGCUGUCAUGCUGUCCUUAGAUGAGCCACUGGACCUGAAGGUGCCGAGGGGGCGGGUCGGUGGGCGGGACAGAGGUGCCAUGUCUCCGUCCACUCUCACUCCCUCUCCCAUACAUGCCAAGGGGGCCGGGCAGCUACGGAUGGCAGACGACGGUACCGCAGUCAUCAUUCCAGCGUCUCCAGCCUCCCCACACACAGGUGUCCUGCAGGACAAGUCCGAGACCCCCACACCGCCCGCUGUGGACCUCAGCAUGUCCCCGUCCUCCCGCAACACCGCCUGCUCUCCGGAUCUCUCCAACGGAAACGGCUCAGCUCCCAUUUUCCACGGGGAUUCGGCACAUAUCCGUUACGUGGAGGGAGGGGCCACAUCUCAAGCGUUCCAGUUCUUCGUGCCCAUUGGAGGAGGAGGAGGGCUUCACCUGCCUUCCUCCAUGUUCAUUCGGCAGCCCAAGGACACACGAGCUUCUCCAGACCUCUCCGCAGAUGAACAGCUGGCCUGUCGCUGGAGGAAGUGCCACCUACUUUUUGACUCCUUGCAAGACCUGGUGGAUCAUGUCAAUGACUUCCAUGUGAAGCCUGAGAAGGAUUCUGGGUACUGUUGCCACUGGGAGGGGUGUGCACGCAAAGGACGGGGAUUCAACGCCAGGUACAAGAUGCUGAUCCACAUCCGCACUCACACCAAUGAAAAACCUCACCGUUGUCCCACCUGCAACAAGAGCUUCUCCCGACUGGAGAACCUCAAGAUUCACAACCGCUCACACACAGGAGAGAAGCCCUACAUCUGUCCUUACGAGGGCUGCAACAAGCGCUACUCCAAUUCCAGUGACCGGUUCAAACACACACGCACACACUAUGUGGACAAGCCCUACUACUGCAAGAUGGUGGGCUGCUUGAAACGCUACACGGACCCCAGCUCCUUGAGGAAGCAUAUCAAGGCUCAUGGGCACUUCGUAGCCCAGGAUCAGGGAGGUCCGGGUGGAGUGGGCUCCUUGAUGAAGCCAGGGCAGAUCCCUGGGGCGGGGAAAGAGUCUGAGCUGACUUAUGUCAGUGGGGCCCACAUCAUUAUUCCUGGUGCUGCCGCUGCUCUUUUGGGUGGUCACAGUCUGCAGGGUCUUGGAGGCUCCCUCCCCUUGUCCCCCCUCAGUCCCCGCCCCUUGGACUUGAGCACGCUGGGCUGCCCAAGCUCCCCUCCAGCUGGGCUUGGGGGGACGCCCAUUUUGUCCUUCAGCGGUUCGCCACUUGGUCUGGCCAAGUCACCCUUGCUGUCUCAUACCUUCUCAUCUUCCACGCUGGGGUUGCCCAUGGUGCCCAUUUUGGGCUCGGAGCGCAGGGACCAUGGCAAGGGAAAGGCCAGGGGUGAGGAAGGCGAGGACGAGAUCCAUGGUGGCGUGCUCAACCUGUCUACGGGAGCAUCCCAUGACCCUCUGUCUUGGGUUGUCAUCCCCUCUGGCCAGGUGGUGCUGAAGCCAGCUGUGGUCAACUGAGCACCACAUUCCAGAAGAACGGCAAAGGGUGGGGGUAGAAAAGGGGUCAGAGUUCAGAGACAAGCCUGUGGGGGGUUUUCACAAAGCAAAUUUAGUUCUGCUCAGAGGUGACGCCCUCUUCUCCAACUUUUAGUGCUACUUCAGUUCUAAUUUCUACCUUUCAGACAGACACUGCUACCUGUUUCUUGUGGUAAUAACGAUAUCUUUAAACUAAAUUAACAUAACAUUUCAGAAAGUGGCCAAACAUUCCACUCCAUUCCAUUUCAUUUCUGGCUCAUCUUAUUACCAGGGGUAUCCAAUCCUGCUUCUGGAGGGCCACCUUCCUGGAGAGUUUAGCUCCAACCUGCUCCAACACACUUGCUUAGAAGUUUUGAGUAAUCCUGAAGACCUAGAUUAUCUGUUUAAUUAUGGUUGGGUCUAAAUCAGGGGUGGGCAACUAUGACCCUCAAGGUUCACUGUCCUGCAGAGUUAGUUCCAACCCUAACCAAACACAUCUGAACAAACUAAUUUAAAAAAGACAGGUGAGUUUGAUCAGGGUUGGAGCUAAUCUCUGCAAGACAGUGGACCUCAAGGGCCAAAGUUGCCCAUCCUUGGUCUCCAAACUGUUGUCCUGCAGUAUUUAGCUCCAACCAACUCCAACACACCUGCUUGAAAGUUUCUUGUAUGCCUAGACAGACCUUGAUUAGCUGGUUCAUAUGUGUUUAAUUGGAGUUGGAGCUGAACUUCGUAGGACAGUGGCCCUCCAGGGCAGUUUGGAGACCUCUUGUCUAAACUCUGCAGGAAGGUGGCCCUCCAGAAGCAGGAUUGGACACCCCAAGUCUUGUACACAUUGUUUUCCUUUUAAUGAGAGCACUGAUCUAAACAGCAGACUUGGGAAUCUGUGCCCUUGCUUCAAGAGACAAUUUCUGUGUAUUUAUGCGUAAGAGAAACUUUUGGACGACAGUGUACACAACACACUAAAGACACAAAUGUAUGCUAUUAUUAUUAACAAACCAACUUUCAAGCCAUUCCGUGCAUUAAGAAAAGACCUCUAAGCUCAGCAAGCUAGAGAUCUUGGAGGCUAAACUCGCAUGGGUUUGGUUAGGUUUGCAAAGGGGUGUUGAGGGCAUAGGUCAGACAAGAGCAGCUUGUUUACUUGCCGACAAUCAGCAUCUGUUGUACCCAAUCCUUCUCCUGGAAUGCCACUUUUCUGCAGAGUUUAACUCCAACACACCAGGCUGGAAGUUCUAGUUAUCCUGAAAACAUUGAGUAGCUGGUUCAGGUGUGUUAAUUAGCGCUAGAGCUAAACUCUCCAGCAAGGUGGCCCUCUAGGAGCAGAUUUGUACCCUCCUGCUUCAGACUGUCCCACGUCCCACCUCAGUCAUUAGGCACCCUCUGCAUCCCAUGCAAGUGAACUUCCUUAGCUCAAUGCUACUGCAAGCUAUAUGACGAACCUUGCAUUUGCUGCUAGCUGUGUCACUGCAUUGUAAGCAUACAUCUUUGAAUAAAAAUAGACAAAGUA